This is a messenger RNA of Danaus plexippus (monarch butterfly), 2772 nucleotides long. RefSeq lists its product as uncharacterized. The transcript has 2 exons. NCBI's taxonomy places the organism in Eukaryota, Metazoa, Arthropoda, Insecta, Lepidoptera, Nymphalidae. Gene Ontology annotation, cellular component: nucleus. Gene Ontology annotation, molecular function: DNA-binding transcription factor activity, RNA polymerase II-specific; sequence-specific DNA binding. The coding region runs from base 541 to 2721 and encodes 726 amino acids. The record is from RefSeq and is a predicted model, not a curated record. Gene Ontology annotation, biological process: regulation of transcription by RNA polymerase II.
AGUUAGUCGACUUUUACACUUUCCAGUAUGCAAACUUGCCUGCGUCGCCCAUGAGUCGUUCAACACGAUUACGCGAGUGGCAACGGCUAGUUAGAUGUGGUAAAAGUGAGCUCUCUCCGAGUGUUUAAAUUGUGUUGAAUUUACAACUAAAAUUAUUCUAACCAACCCUUGUGUGUAAAUUAUUUCGUGAAAGACUACUGGCUGAAUAAAAUAUUUAAUUAGAAGGAAUUUAUGUGGGAUUGCUAUCAAAAUAAAACAGAUAAUAAUAAAUAAAGAACAAUACGGCGCGUCAAAGCAACGAGAGUGUAAUAAAAGACCUUAUUGCCUUGAAUAUUGUUGCCAUAUUUGACAGUGCGUUUAAGUGAUAACCAAAUUAAUAAAAAUUAUGAUUCCUCGAAAUGAAUAUUUUCUGAUGAUGACGGAACAAGAAUGAUCAGAAUUAUUAAGACGAUGGAACAAAAUGGACUGGAGAAUUCGAAGAUACAUGUAUACAAAUGCAGGUGAAGCUCGCUGAGGCCACAGACUUUUGAAACAGAAAUCAUGGACAGCAAUCAAAAUCAAUCAGUUCAAAAAUCAGAGGAAUCACUAAUCUCAAGUGAUAAACCAUCAGUGGAAGAAAAUAUAGAGAAUUGUUUACCUGUGAUAAGAGACGACAAAAGUAGUGAUAGUGACGUUAAUAGUGAAGACCUCAGCAAUAAUGUUGAACAAGAUAACAUAAGCAACUCUCAGUUUUAUGAGAGUAGUGAUAGUAAACUAGAUUAUGCUGUAAAGAUGGAUGAUAAUGAUACUUUGAGUGACAUUGAUGACAUUAAAACAGACACCGCUUCCGCUGACAGUGAGGACUCAGCGUUAGGAAGUCUUCCUCCAGACUCGGCCCUUACUGACAGGGAAGAAGAUGCCCAGGACAGGUCAGAUGGAAGUGACUCUGGACUCGGUUCGGAGACAACCGAUGAACCGAAAUUACCUGAAUUUAACCUCCAAUGUAAUAACGCAGAAUGCAGAAACACGCGAGAUAAUGAAGUAAAAUUUGACCCUAUCUCGGACAGCGACAAAGUUGAAGAGGAUAAAAAUACUGAAACUUCAAUCAAAAAACCCCAGAAGAGCAAUCUUAAGAGAAAACCUGAUUUCGAAAGCAAUAAUGAACCCGAAAUGAAAAAACAAAAAAAUAAUAUUCAUUUUAAUAAUAUAACCGUUUAUUACUUUCCAAGGACACAAGGUUUUACAUGUGUCCCAUCUCAAGGUGGCUCGACAUUGGGAAUGGAAUGGGAACAUAGCCAUGUUCAGACAUUUACGUUAACCGAACAUGCACUAGAACAAAAAAGAUUACACAGACAAGUUUUACAGCAGUUAAAAAGUGAGCGCCAUAAUUUACAAGGAGUUUCCUUGUCAUCCAGCGAGGACAGCGACACCGAGGAGGAAGCAAGUGAUAUCUCCGAAUCAGAGUUAGACUUAGAUAGUUAUUAUUUCUUACAGCCAGUCCCUACUCGACAAAGAAGAGCUUUGCUGCGAGCGGCUGGCGUCCGAAAAAUUGAAGGUUACGAAAAAGAUGAAUGUAGGGAUAUAAGGACGUCUCGUGAAUUUUGUGGUUGUGCUUGUAAAGGUGUUUGCAAUCCAGAAAACUGUCUUUGCAGUAUAUCUGGAAUAAAAUGUCAAGUUGAUAGAUUAAACUUUCCAUGCGGCUGUACAAGGGAUGGAUGUGGUAACGAGACUGGCCGAAUAGAAUUCAACCCCAUGAGAGUGAGAACUCACUUUAUAAAUACCUUAAUGAGAUUAGGCCUAGAAAAGAAAAAUGAAGAGGCUCAGGAGGCUGUAAAACGUAAAUGGGCGGAAGCGCAUAUUUCGUCGACAUGUGUUACAGAUUCAUCUUACGAAAAAGAAAACUGUCAUAUCCAAGAUAAUAAUUUGGCUUCCAAUACUAAUUCAACCCCCAGGAUAGGUAUAGAAUCCUGCAUCAGCCCAAGUUUCACUGGUAUUCAUCAUAACAUGAACAGUAUACCUUGUAAUAAUCAAAAUGAUGCAUCAUAUAAUUUUAGAAAUGACCAAACAGAUCAUAGAAAUAUUAAGUCCAACAACAUGAUGAACUUUCAUGAUGAGUCCAAUCAUGGAAAUCAUGAUUAUACCUCGAACAUACUUCAAGGAAAAGGUCCACCCUACUCAUCACCGGCGAUGAACUUCAAUAUGUCAAAUAACAUGCAAAGAUAUCCCGAUCUCAACUAUCCUUAUGAUCAACAACAUUCAGACGGACAUCUCUUUAAGGGGAUUCAUAGUUAUCCAGCAUCUGCUUUUGAAGAGUUUGCCCAUAACUCUCAGAUGACAAUGCUGAAUCAUUAUGGCCAUAUGUACGUCCCUGAAUACUUACACAAACCUAGUACGAGUAUGCCGGAACACAGUAUGCAGUAUCACAUGAUGCAACAAAACCACUAUGAUAUGUAUAAAAACCCAGAAAAUGUAAAUAUGGACAACAAGACAGAUGCCCAUUAUACUACUUUACUAUCAAUGCCAUAUCAACAAAGCAAUAAAUUGCAAACCAUAGAAAAUGAUGAGAAUUGGUUUAGUCACAAUACUCUUUUCAACUUAGAUCACUCGGUGCAAGUUACACAAGAGGUACCAGUCGAACACUCAGAAGUAACACCAACAUUAGUGGAAAGUGAAGUAAGUGAUGCGACUGAGAAUUUCGGUGAACUAAUUAAAAAAACUAUGGUAGAGUCUGUUACAGUGUAGUCAAAUAAAUUGUUAUCUUUUAACUCUUACAAUAAAUUAUCAUGUUACUAA